GAACUCUGAAGUUGUAGCUCUAGGACAAGGGUCAGCAACCGUUUUCAGCUGUGGGCUGGUCCACCGUCCCUCAGACUAUGCAGUGGGCCGGACUAUAUUUUUUGGGGGAGGGAAAUGAACAAAUUCCUAUGCCCCACAAAUAACCCAGAGAUGCAUUUUAAAUAAAAGUACACAUUCUACUCAUGUAAAAACACCAGGCAGAUCCCACAAAUAAUUCAGAGAUGCAUUUUCUAGAGAUGUAUUUCUACUCAUGUAAAAACAUGCUGAUUUCCAGACCGUCCGCAGGCCGGAUUGAGAAGGCAAUUGGGCCACAUCCAGCCCACGGGCCUUAGGUUGCCUACCCCUGCUCUAGGAAGAGGAAUAAGGGUCUCAGAACAACUCGCAGAGCCCAUAACAAACUACACUUCCCAGGAUUCUUUGGUGGCAAGAGGGGGAGCCAUGAUCAUGAAAGUAGCACGAUACUGCUUUAUAGGUAUAGGGCAAUGGGAUCAAAAUCAGGAUGAACACCCAUUGCCCUAUAACAAUGAGCCAGUGCGUAAAAUGGUUAGUGUUGGACUAGGACCCAGGAGACCAGGAUUCAAACCCCCACUUGGACAGCCUUGGGCCAGUCACUGCCUCUCAGUCUGACCUCCCUCACAGGGUUGUGGUGGGGAUUAAAUGCGGCUGGAGGCGGGGGGGGGGGACCCUGCACACUAGUUUGAGCUUCUUGGAGAAAAAGGUGGGAGAUCAAUAACGUAAUGUAACGUAACGUAACGCAUCAACAUCCUUGCAAACAAAUCAGAAUAGAUGCUCAGUAAAGAGUGGGCAUCAUAUGAGAGCCAGUGUGGUGUAGUGGUUAGAGUGUCAGACUAGGACAUGGGAGGCCAGGGUUUGAACCACCAUUCAGCCAUUAAGUUCACUGGAUGACAGUCGCCGCCUCUCAGCCUAACUUACCGCACAGGGUUGUUGCGGGGAUUAAUUGAGGAAGGGAACAACCACAUAUUGCCUUUAAUCCUGACAUUGCACAGCCCAGCGUCCUUCCCUCUGACAGUGGCCGUUUCCCCAAGAUGCCCUACAUGAUAUACUUGUUUUGCUUGUGCAUGCCUCGGACACCCUCAGGCCAAAACCCUCUUGACGAACCACAACAUUUGCAAAGGGCAAAAGUUCGGCAUUGUCGAGCUGAGAUUUGAUCCUGGAGGAGGAGCAGCGGCAGCAGCUCUGGGCCGGUUCCAGCCUUGGUGUGGGACUUCCCAGUUUUUUGUAGGGAUAUGGAAAUAAAUUGAGGGUGAGGGAAGUCAAAGGGGGGUGGGGAGAGAGAAGAAAGCCUUGAAGCACACCAACAUGUGCACACCACACAGCCCCUGUUUUACUGUGGGGGGGGGGGGGAGAAAACCCUUCCUUAAUGUUGUGGGUUUUUCAUGUGCAUGCAAUGCUUGGCCUGACUCCAAGCUGAAGCCUGGCCCCGCCACCAAUGGAGGCUGCUCCCAGCCAAGGGGGCUGGAGGAAAAGAGAAAGGGGGUGGGAGGUGGGGAGAGGGAGAGAGAGAGAAGGAAGGAGGGACAGAGGCUAAAGGAGACAGCAGCUUUUUCUUUCCCGCCUCUCUCCCUCUUUUAACACACACAUACUGUAUACAGAAAUCUCUUUUCCAUGGCCUCCGUCAGGGUGUUGCCAUAGAAACCGUAGUGACAAAGGCAAGGAAGUCUCCUGGGCCUGUGUGUGGAAGGACUGGAGGGAGAGAGAAGGAGGAGUCUGAGCCACAAGUUUGAGCGGAUCUCCAAACUGCUGGAAAAGUUGCUUGCGAAGCGAGGUGGUGUUGGGAGAGAUGCUGGGAAGCCCAGCGCAGCAGAAUCCAUGGCAGUAGGAAGGCUGGGAUUGCUAUGGCGGUGGAGGCAGCUGCGGCAGCUGCACAAAGGCUAGGCCUGUCAGGUAGGGCCCUUCUCCGCAACUCUGGUCAGCCCCCUUUGCAAAUUCUCCUGCAUGCUUUCUCUUUUGUUCGGGCUCAAGACAAUGUUGGCUGCUUGCCCUCUUUUCCUGGAGCCACUGAGGCCCAGCUGUGCCCUCUUGUGCUUCCUGGCUGUGGAGGGAAGGGACUCAGCUGGGUGCCCUGGCCACAGCAGGCAGGAGUGGGCAACGCAGAGGCCAGGAGGGGCGCAAGGAUGCUUCGCCUUUCCCCUGGGAGGAGGGAAAGGGGUGUCAGCCUCCUCGCUUUGUGUGUGGGGAAGAUGGAUCAGGCUCUUUUAUUUUCGGAAGGGCAAGAACUGGUGUGCUUCGAGUGUGCAGGAGAUGCGCAGCGUUCUCUCGGUCAAACAAGAGCAGGAAAUGCAUGACGUUCUCUUCUCACGUGAGGAGAGCCGAUGUGCAAUGUGUUACUUAGUGAAAGUGUACCAUGUUUUCUUGCAACGAAAGCAGGCCUUGGCCUUAGAACAUAAGACACGCAGAAGCAUUGGUGACGUUUGGGGAAUCAAUAUGCAGCAUGUGCAUGCCAUGAUGAUAGUGAUGAGCAUGAUCCACUUUCUUGCUUUUUGAAACGGUCUGGAUGACACAUGGGUGGCUAUGCUGUCAUAAAUCCAUCUUUUCUGCUUGCCCAAUUAAUUUCUAAUCCACAUUUAUGUCCCUCCUCCCACAUGCCUACAUUGGUGGGGAAUCUGAGGGCUGGGGCCCUCUUGUGGCCCUCCAGGUCUUUCUAUCUGGCCCUAGGAACUAUCUCCAGGCCAAGUGUUCUUGACUAGCUGGAAUAUGUGCUUGAGCUCUGAUAAUGCUUCUUGCUUGCCUGGAUUGAGGUUUUGGAGAGGCGUGUCUACUGUACAAAGGGAUUUUUUUUUUUGCAUUAAUUGCCCCUGCUUUUUGCCUCUGGCCCUACCCACCAGUGGCAUGAAACCCCUGAAAAGUUGUGCAGAAGGGAACGCCAUGCCCCAUUUGUCUUGAAGAAGUUUCUUCACCCCUGGCUUACAAGUUGAAAAGCUACCUCUGCUCCAUUUCUUAACUGGCAAACAUGGAGCUUCUGCCAUGAUAGAGUCCCUUUAACCUAGCUGAAAAUACUUGCCUCCACUUUGACCUCCCUUAAUCCCGGAAAUGGCCUGUCUGGUGUAUCGCAUCUGUGCUUGACUUCCCACAUGGUGGUGCCACUACUUGGAGCUGCCCAACUCGUGUUGUACAUUACAUGUAUUGCUCCAACCACUUUUGUUUCUGGCCCUGCCCACCACUGGCUUACAGCCCUGGGUGGUCAUCCAGAAGGCAUUGUGGCCCUCUGGUUGAAAAAGCCAGCACUCUCUUGGCAGCUGAAAUGUGUGGGCCCAAGUCAGCCGAUUCCAAACUGGGGAGAAAUGUAGAGAUGUGGGCAAAGGGGUGGAAUGAGGCAGAACAAAUAACAAGCAUCCUUUCGUCUGUGGAGGGCGCACCAGGCUGUGGGAAGUGGGCAGGAGCUUGUGUGGAUCUAGUCACUCCACAAAGGUUUUGAGAGAGGAGCAGGAGGUGGGCAGAUGCUGAGGGGCCCACUUCCUCCUCGAAACAGCUCCCUGCAGAGGACUUGGAGGAAGGGUGUGUUGUGUGCUAUCAAGAGUGGUGCGCAUGUAGCAAUGUUUUGAGUGUGCAGGAGCAUGAGCACCAGGAGCCUUGCAUGUGCAACUGUGCAAGGGCACACAAGAGGCAGUGCACACGUAUGCAACAGAAUGAGAGAUGAGACAAGAAUAAUUGAGUGGCUUCUCUCCAGCAUGGAAUGGGUGCCUUUGCCCCCACCCCUCCCGCCAACGCAAGGUUCAAGCAGCUGUUCUGUCUCCUCUUCUCCUAGCCCGCCUCUUUCUUUCUGUGAUGGGCUCCCAAUGUUUCUGUUCAUCCAAUGGCUGUGGUGGAUUUUUUUUUUUAAUGUACAUUUUGCCAGCUGUUAGCAAUUAGCAACUAGAUCCACCCCGGGCCCCCGGCGAGGAGAUCUUAACACUUUCAUGAGCUCUCCGUCUGGACAAUUUGGACUGCUUCUGGUUUCACCUUUCUAUCUGUGCUUGGGCAUAAAUGAGGAGGUUUGGGACAAAUGUGUAUUACCGAUGGGAGGGAUGCAAAGGAAUCCCAUUACACAAAAGGGUGGAAAGGAGUUAGGGCUGCUAAACCCAGCCCCCACCCCCUAGCACAACUUUUGCAAUCAGCACAGACCGGGGUAGGAAUCUUCUGGAGCCUUGUUGUCUAAGGGGAUCAAUGGCCUGCCUCAAUAUGAGGCAGCUUCCUGUAUUCCUCCGAAAGAGAGAGUCUGUACAUGUUUAUGAGGACUUAAGAACAGCCUUGUUCAAAGAUUUAAAUCUUUCAGAGAAGUAUUUGUGGAAAUCAUGUUAACUUCUUCAGUGCAGCAGAUUUUUAUUUGGCGGAAUGCACAGUUUUAAUAAUUAUAUUGCCUGUCAUGUAUUUUGUUUUGUUUUAUGUAUCUUGGCUUCAGCUACAUAAGUAAAUAAGUAAACCCUACCCUGGAGGGCUGCUACAAGUCAGUGUAGACAAUAUAGAGCUAAACGGAUGAAUGGUCUGACAUGGUACAGUAUAAGGUAGCUCCCUAUGUUCUUAUAACCUGGAAAUAUUUUUAAAUAAAAAUUCACCCUGGAGGUAUUCUAUGAAUGUGUGCUUCCUGACACCUAUUUUAUUGAUCAACCGGAUCUAUUUCUGGACAGAUUAGAUUAAGCUGGCUAUUUAAUAAGCAUUUAUUCUGCUUUGCUUGAAGGAAGGUUAGCUGAUGGCAUGUGAAAGCAAAGUGUCUCCCUUCCAUUCCAGUACAUUUCCUUAUCUCAAAAAGUCAAGUUUUUUUUUGCGGGGGGGGGGGGAGUGACCUCCCAAUCAAUUAUAAUUGGAUAAGCUGAAUUUCCCAGUAUGUGACUGAAUCCUACCCCAAAAUAGCAAGUCCGAACAUGCCCAAUGAAACACUCAAGGGUCAGCACCUAUGAUAGCUUGCUAGGCCACCCCUAUGAUGUUUUCUUGCCUUUGCAGCCCUGGAUAAUUUGCAUACAGUUUACAUGCAUGAUUAUCCCUAUCAUAUAAGAUAGUAAACUUGCAUGCCCUGGGUCCAUAAAUCUCUAUUUACUUAAAGAGUUGGCCAGGGGUGAAUGCAGAUCUUGAACCAAAACAAAAAACAAAAAACAAAAAACGGUUAGACACCGCUUUUAUAUCACCAUAGGUACACAUCGCCUGAAAAUCUAGCUGCAAGCCAAUCAUGUCUUUCUUCCUUUUCUCAGAGAUCUGAAUGGCAGUGACUGGCGGCCAGGGAGGACCGCCCGACUGACCCCGCGGGCUGUGGGCAUCGUCUCCCACAUCUCCAAGGAUGCUCUGCUUGCCACUCCUCCUGCUUGCCAGCCUCUCUUGUUGCUCCAGCUCUGAAGUCAACCCUGGUAGGAAGCCCUUGGUGUGUUGUUAAAUUGUUGGGUGAGCCAUCCCAAUCUCUGUACCCCAACAGCCAGGGACUUCUGGGUUCCUGCAUGAGACUCUCAGGGAAAAACAGUCUGUCAAUUUCAGUAUCCAUUAUAAUUUUCAGCUCUCCACAUCAGUCUGUGGUUGCUGUUUUUUAAAAGCCCUCAGUAAAAUUCAUUAGCAUCUUAGUGCAAAUUCUUCCAUUUUUAAAAUUGCAAUUUGGCCUAGAAAACAUAUGCAAAGAAGUUUCCCUCAAUUUUGUGCUAUUUUCAGGAUCGAAUGCAUUUCUAUGCACACUGACACGCUGGUGUCUGAUUUUUUUGCACACAUUAUUUGACUUGAGAACUGCACUGCAAAAUUCAGAAGAGUGCAAAUUUUGAAGGAUGGCUGUGUUUUAGUUGCCAUCUUCUUUUGGAAAAUACAGAUUACAGUAUGUUGCUAUGCCUCUCGGUGCAAACUUAAUUUCUUCCCCCAUCCUACCCUCAGUGCUAGCUGCUGUGUUUUAUAACAAAAUGUGAGGCCUUAGCACAGCUUGGAGGAGACAUAAAUUGGGGUGAUACUGCGGCAUUUGGGACUUUAAUUUAGAGGUGGGAAAUGAAUAAGAGGUGACCUGAUAGAAGUUUAUAAAAUGAUGCAUGGCAUGGAGAAAGUGGAUAGAGGAAAGUUUUUCUCCCUCUCUCAAAACACUGCAAUGUGUGGACAUUCAGCGAAGCUGAAUGCUGGAAGAUUCAGGAUAGAUAAAAGAAAUAAAUUCAUACAGACCAUAGUUAACUUCAUGGGGCUCACUCCCACAGGAGGCUGUGAUGGCCCCCAAUUUUGAUGGCUUUCAAAUAGGAUUGGACAAAUUCAGGUGAAACUUGAAAAAUUAGAAUAUUGUGGAAAAGUUCCUUUCUUUCACUAAUUCAACUUCAAAGGUGAAACUAAUAUAUGAGAUAGACUUGUGACAUGCAAAGCGAGAUAUGUCAAGCCUUGAUUUGUUAUCAUUGCGAUGAUCACGGCGUACAGCUGAUGAAAACCCCAAAUUAACCAUCUCAGAAAAUUAGAAUAUUCAAGGAAAUCAGCAAAACAAGGAUUGCAAAUCGAGCAAGAUUGGACCUCUGAGAAGUAGAAGCAGAUCUCGCUUUGCAUGUCAUGAGUCGAUCUCAUAUAUUAGUUUUACCUUUGAAGUUGAAUUACUGAAAUAAAGGAACUUUUCUACGAUAUUCUAAUUUUUCGAGUUUCACCUGUAGCUAUCAAUGAAUACCAGUGACUAGAAACCACAAGAAGGGAGAGCGCUUUUGUGCUCAGGUCCUUCUUGCAGGCUUCCCACUGGGGAAUCUGGUUGGCCACUGUGAGUGCUGGGUGCUGGACUAGAUGGGCUGUUCUGUUCUGUUCACCUGAUCCAGCAGACUCUCCUUACCUUCUUAGGCAGCAGCUGGGAUCAGAAGUGCCGGACUCAUGCCAGGUCAUGGGGCAAUUGGCGGUUCAGGCACUGGAACAGGCAGGCUGCAGCUCCCAUCAUCCCUGACCAUCGGCUAUGCUAGCUAGGGCUAAUGGGAGCUUGAGUCCAAACCUUUGUAGGAUACAAGGCUGGGGAAGACUGGCCUAAGUAAGAGGUGACAAAGUGUAGACAAGCUUGUUUUGGUUUCUGCCAAGGGGACAGAGAGGAAGGGCUGUAUUUUUGCAAUGUUGUAAAAGAGUGGUAGCCAGCACGAUUCUCUCCAGGUGACGUUGGGACUCCAGCAGCCAGCAAGGGCGAGGGCCAAGCCUGUUGGGAGUUGUAGUCCACAGCCUCUGAAAGGCACUGUGUUUGGCUAUGUUUCUUGUAAAAGGUGACCUGACCCGACCUGACCUGCCUUGACAGUGGACAGAAUAUAGGUAACAAAAGGAGAAGAGGAGUUAAGAUAAAGGCAAGGCUAAUAUGCCUGUUCUAUGCGUUUAACUUUGAAAUUUGCAACUACAUACAGUGGUACCUCGGGAUGCGAACGGGAUCCAUUCCGGAGCCCCAUUCACAUUCUGAAUGGAACGUAAGACGCAACGGCGCGUCUGCAUGUGUGCCGUUCGCGUUUUGCCACUUCCACGCAUGCGCAUGACAUCAUUUUGAGCAUCUGCGCAUGCGCGAGCGGUGAAACCCAGAAGUAACACGCUCCGUUACUUCUGGGUUGCUGCGGAGUGCAACCCGAACACGCUCAACCUGAAGCACAUUCAACCCGAGGUAUGACUGUAUGUAAGUUUUUAAAAUUGCAUCAAUAUAUUGCAUUAAUUAAUUGUUUUUAACUGCAUUUAUAUUCAGAAUACAGUGGUACCUCGGGUUACAGAUGCUUCAGGUUACAGACUCUGCUAACCCAGAAAUAGUACCUUGGGUUAAGAACUUUACCUCAGGAUGAGAACAGAAAUCGUGCGCCGGCAGUGGGAGGCUCCAUUAGCUAAAGUGGUACCUCAGGUUAAGAACAGUUUCAGGUUAAGAACUGGACCUCCGGAAUGAAUUAAGUGCUUAACCAGAGGUACCACUGUAGUUUUUAAUUGCAUUUAUAUAUAUAUAUUACUUUUAAUGUUUGCACAUAUAUAAUUAUUUUUCCAUAUGGGAUUAUUUCAAAUUGUUUUUAGUGGUGUUUUUAUGGUGACAUUGCCUCGGGAUAUUUUAUGGGAAGCAGUUCAUAAAUGGAAUCAAAUAAAUAAAGUAAACGCAGGAGAAUGAACAAGGAGGGCAGGGUUUGGCAGGAAAGAUGAGAGGGUUGGUUGACAACAAGGGUGGGGAAACAUUUUUGGCUCCAUGGGGCAGAUGCUUAUCAGGAUCUAGCUUCACAGGCCAGAUUUGACUGUGGGGUAAAGCUCUGAACCCUGUUUUCUUGCAUCCUUCUUAAAAUGUGGUGCCAGAAAUGGACAGGCUUGGCAAUGCAGGACAGGAGAGUGAGAGGAAGUUCUGGGGUGGCAGUGUAGGGCUGGGUGGGAGUUACCAGCCUAUUAGUGGCGCUGGAAGCCAUAAGGAUAUAUUGAUGUUACCCAGGGACUAUCUACAGGUGAAGAAUAUCAGGCCACGUAUUGAGUUUUCACUGGCUCCUCAGCUCCGUCAGAAUCUGGCAUGGUUUGGCAGCCCCAGACGGAAGAAGACAAAGGAGGAGCAGCAGAUGGAGGGCUGGAAGGCUGGUCCCCAGGGAUUGAGGCAGGAGGGAGGACCUUGCCUUGUGCCUCUAGAUGUCAAAGAGGGAGAAGCAGAACUGGUGGCUCUCUUCUCCGCCUGUCUGAGAGCCAGUGUGGUGUAGUGGUUAAGAGUGGUGGACUCAUAAUCUGGUGAUCCGGGUUCGCGUCUCUGCUCCUCCACAUGCAGCUGCUGGGUGACCUUGGGCUAGACACGCUUCUCUGAAGUCUCUCAGCCCACUCGCCUCAAAAAGCGUUUGUUGUGGGGGAGGAAGGGAAAGGAGAUUGUUAGCCGCUUUGAGGCUCCUUCCGGUAGUGAUAAAGUGGGAUAUCAAAUCCAAACUCUUCUUCAUUUGAGAGGAGGAUCUGUUCCUUGCUCUCAAGAAAAAGCUGCUAUGGUCGUGAUUUGGGAUGGGAGCCUGACAAAUGUGGCCUUCAUAGGAUUGGCACCCUUUCCAUCUUGUUUGGUGGAGGGAGUUCUGGUGACUGGCUUUCAAAUGCUUGGUUUGAAGGAAUUAUAAGAGUUAUAAUUAUAAGAGUUAGAAGGGAACUCAGAGGCCAUGUAGCCUGACCCCUGAUCAAGGCAGGAAUCAUGCAGCCACAAGGGGAGCGGGGAACCUCAGGUUUGGGCCCCAAAAGUGGCCCUUUUUGGGGCUCUUCCCAAGCUCCUGCCCCCAUUCCUCGAAGGCCCUGCUCUGCUCUCUGCUCAAAGAGCUUUUGCCUGCUUUUGAACUGCAGUUAUGCCUCUUGCUUGCAUGGAUAGCAAUCUGUGAGAUGCGUGCAGGGUUGGCUGCAUGUAGAAACCUCUGGCUUUUACUGUAAAGAGUUAGGAGCCACACCUGUUGCUCCAUCCACUGGCACAUAGCCCUCAGGUGUCACAUGAGGGAAUGUGACCCUUGGUCUAAAAAAGAUUCCCCACCCCGAACUGCAGCCCCUCUGACAAGGCAAUUUAGCAGGGCAAUUUGUGUGCUCUCGUAACUUCACAGUACCCAAGGAGGCAUUUAUUGGCGACUCUGCAACUUCAGAAGGUGUUAUGUGGAGAAUGAGCCCAGGGCAGUGGCAAGCGGUCAGUUAAAGCAGUGCUACUCCCAGUGUUGUUAACAUGAGCCCAUCCCCCCCCACAAUGAAUCAAUCCUGAGCAGUGAUAAAAUGAAAGUGGAUCCUGUAGAGUGAUAACCGGGCAUAUUUCUGCUUUCUUAAAAGUUCUCUGCCUUUAUGCUAAUGUGACCAUUUUGCCUCCCGUCCCCUCCCUCCCUGAGAGCCAGUGUGGUGUAGUGGUUAAGAGUGGUAGACUCGUAAUCUGGUGAACUGGGUUCGCUUCCCCAUUCCUCCACAUGCAGCUGCUGGGUGACCCUGGGCUAGUCACACUUCUCUGAAGUCUCUCAGCCUCACUCACCUCACAGAGUGUUUGUUGUGGGGGAGGAAGGGAAAGGAGAAUGUUAUCUGCUUUGAGACUCCCUAGGGUAGUGAUAAAGCGGGAUAUCAAAUCCAAACUCUUCUUCUUCCCUCAGCGAUAUGCCGAUACCCUCUGGGGAUGCACGAAGGGACCAUCCGAGAUGAGGACAUCACUGCUUCCAGCCAGUGGUAUGACUCCACGGGGCCUCAGUAUGCACGGUGAGCAGGGUGACCUGUGGGGCUUAGCUUCAGGGCAAGCUAUAAAACAAAGCAGAACUAAAAGAAAAAAUCCAGUACAGUCUGGGAAAUACCUCUUGUUGUUGAAAGAGGGAGCUAUUUGGCAGCUGCCAGAAAGACAACAGAGAUUAUACCUGUCAUAAUAUUUAACAGGAGGGAAUUCCAAAAGGUUGGUGUUAUACCAAAGGUUCCUAUAUUGCGCAUAACAAUCUCCUGGAAAGGUGGUAUCCAUAGGCAUCUCUCUCCUGCAGAGCACAGUGAUCAAUCACGUAUAUAAUGGAUGAACCAAUCUUUCAGAUAUUCUGGUCCCAAGCUGUAUGGGGCUUUAUACACCAGAACCAACAUCUUGAACAUAACUUGGUAGCUAAUUGACAGCCAGUGCAUUCCCCUCCCCCCAGCAGCACUAGAGCAUGGUGGUGAUAUCCUGCCCCAGUGAGCACUCAAGCCACGGCAUGUUGCACUGGCUGCAGCUUCCAGACCAAUCUCAACAGCAGCCACACAUAGAACACAUGAAUUUUGUGCUCAGGCUGGCCUUGCAUGUUCUUCCCACUUUCAUACCUGAUCUUUGAGCUGUGACAUUAUUUUUCUCUCUCUAUCUCUCAGGUUGCUGAGAGAAGAGGGUGAUGGGGCAUGGUGUCCAGCGGGUCUCCUGCAACCUGAAGAUGUGCAGUUUCUCCAGAUAGACCUGCAUAAACUCUUCUUCAUCACACUGGUGGGGACGCAAGGUCGGCAUGCCCGGGCAACUGGGAAAGAGUUUGCCCGUGCCUACCGGAUCGACUAUAGCCGCAACGGGGAGCGAUGGCUCUCUUGGAAAGAUCGUCAGAACAAGCAGGUGGGUGAGAUGUGGUCAGGACAUCUCUGAAGAAAGUGACGAGCCCUUGAAAAUCUGCAAAAGUUACUAAACCUCAUUAAAAAUAAUUAUUAGGUCACCUAUCCAGGUGACCUCCAAACUCUCUCCAAAAUUCUUUAACUUCAGCCCUUGAACUCCUUGUUGCGCUCAGUUCAGACCAUUCUCUGGAUCUGUUUCUGGUUGAAAAUUUAUCAGCAGGUGCCAAGGUAUUUACUUUGAAGCACAGGAAACUGCUUUAUACUGAGAGCACUGGCCUAUUUUGUGUGUGUGCGCGCGCGCAAUGUCUCUUGUAUUUUUCCCCCCAUGUAACAUUUUUACAGAUCAGUUUCAUUUAUUGAGACAUCAGGAAGAAAAGGGGGAAAGAGGUGGAGGGAAGAUGGGGGGGUCGGGUGGCGAUGUUUCUAUUUUACUUACUAUAUGUAGGGUUUGGUGUCAGUGUUGCUAGUGCAGGUUCUUUGCUGUUCACUUGUCUUCCUUUGGUGGUGAGAGAGGUUGGGGUUGGCCUAGGGUGUGGUUACUCAUUUGUGGUUGGCUGUGGUGGUCUUUGUUUUCAUGUGUGAGUGGGGUGGGUGAUAACCCUUGUUUUGAUGCAACCAUCAUCUAACCUCCCCGCAUACAAAUCAGGUGGAAUGUUCGUUAAAUAGCCAACGUCAUCUAAUCCCCUUGCAAACCAAUUGGGGAAUGCUUGAUAAACAGGCUGUGUGGUAACAAAGUAGGGCUGGUGAGGGGUGUGGCAUGGUUGGAGUCCUUAGGGCCAGAUAGAGGGGCCCAGAGGGCCACAUUUAACCCCUUGGCCUGUGAUUCUUCAUCAGUGCUCUAGUGUUUGCUGCUUAUCAGAUGCUGAUUGCACAAUAGCCUUAUCAUGACCUCUUUCCAAUCCAGGUGAUUCAAGGCAACACUGACACGUAUGACGUUGUCCUGAAAGACCUUCGCCCGCCUGUAAUUGCCCGCUACAUCCGAGUGAUCCCAGUGACUGAGCAGCCCAUGACUGUCUGCAUGCGGGUGGAACUCUAUGGUUGUGUUUGGUCUGGUAAGGACUUGAACUUCAGCAAGUCCCCGAUAAGGCUGCAGGGAAUUCUGGUCAUGGGACCCUGGUGUUUGUAACUCUCUGUAUCAGCUGUCCUCCUCCCAAUGUCCUCCAGAUAUUUUGGACUAUUAACUCCUAUUAGCCCUGGCCAGAAUAGCCCCAACAGUCAGGGAUGAUGGGGGUGAUUGUCCAAAACAUCUGGAGGGCACCAUCUUGAAGAAGGCAGCUCCAUAUGGUACGUUGAGGUGGAGAUGCUUGCUGGGUUCUUAUCUGCUUUUCUUCAGCAGCACCACUGGUCAGAGUCCCAGCUCGAACUAUAUAGCUGCUGACUCUGGUCUAGAUCCACAACACUGAGCAAAUCAUUGCUCAGGUAUCGAUUGAGCUGCCACCAGAAGGCUCAUUCUUGCUGCCUGGCUUGAAAGCCUGCUUGUUUUCUGCCUUGGCCACCUGUGGCCAAGAAGAGAUGGGAAGAAGACCCUUGCUCCUCUUGCUCAGGUAGGAUGUACAGGCAGAGGGCUCAAAAGCCUCCAACUGACCCCUAGUUGUCUCCUUUCCUAGAUGGUUUGGAAUCCUAUAGCAUGCCUGAGGGGGAGAUGAUUGCAGCUCCUGGCCACCCCAUCGUUUACCUGAACGACUCAACCUAUGAUGGUUAUCAGGAGCGCAGGUAAGAAACGCCCUGCAUGGGUGGGUGAAACAUCCCUUUCUCCCUCAGUACUCUAAAACAGGGAUGGGGAACCUUGUUCAGCCUGAAGGCCACCUUCCAAACUGGGCGGUGGAAGGAGAUCAGUGCCUGGGAUUUUUGGGGUGCUCAGAACAGGCAUUAAAUAGCUGGACAGCGGGUGGACUGCACUCAAACUAUGACAACAUAAAUUGUGUGACCCAACGAAGCUGCAUUUCGCAAUCUGCAUAACAGAUCAAGAAAAUGUGCAUAUAUGUUUUGCAUAACUUAUUUGACCUCUAUUAGUCACAGGGGAGAGCAAAUGAGUCAGGCUGCAGCCACACUGUCCAGCCACUGGAAAUCUUAGGGCUAAACUGGGUGUGCUGUUAAUGGUGGGAAUGCAGUUAAAAAGUACAUUUUGUUGUCCUGUAAAUGGCACCCAAGGGAAAUCUUAAGCAGCCCCAGGACUAAUGGGAGUGAGCGGGGAGGUGGUGGUGGUGGGGGAGAGGUUAGCUCUUUCUCUCACUGCCUCAGGCAGUCUCAACAGAAAUCUCUUCUCUCUGAAUCUGCUUUUCAUUUCAAGAGACAUUCCGCUUGGUUUGCACCAACAGAGCUUCUGAUAGGGGAUCUUUUGGUCAGGGGCAUGACAGGGAGAGAAAGGGCACCUCCAGAGUGGUGUUUUUCAUUCUUAAAUGUGGGUGUAUUCUGCAGUGUGCCAUUGAUAGUUUAAUAGAGUAUUUGUGCUGGAUUUAUACGGGACUGUCCACAUAUCAUUCUGCUGUUUGAGUUGUUCCAUGAUGCUUCCCCAGCAUUGCUGCAUUAUUGCCAUCCGGUGGGGCACUCUUGUGCUAUGACACAACAAAAGCGGGACCCCACCCUGAACUUUUGUGGUAUGCAAAGUGGCAGGAUUUCAGCAGGAAGUAGCAGGACAUGCAGCAGUUGGAAAUGAAGAAACAUUCACAGGCCCAUCGAGAGCAUCAGUCAUCAUGAAUGUACACUAAAUAAGGAGUUCUUGGCAGGCCCAAUGAGUUAAAUGCCUCUUUUCCCACCAGCUUCUAUUUGCAUAGCAAAAAAGAUAACGCACAUUCAUUGUCUGUGCAUGCAAUUUGACAACCCAUUUAGUUUUGCCCUUAUGUAGCCGCUUCCCUCUAAGCAGUGCUUUUCCCCCUAGAAAAAUAGGUACCGGUACUCACCAUGAAGUUGUUACAGUAAGUGCUACACUUUUUAACAAAAGAGGUGCUGGUACUGCAUACCUUUGAGUACCCCCUGGGAAAAAGCACUGCCUCUUAAGUGUAUUUUGUCCGCCUUCUUAACCCUUUCAUCUCCCCUCCCUUUAACGAAAGCUGAUCAUUCGGUGGAAAGGCCUGGCAUGUCCUUGAAGACGGCACCUCUCAGUCUAGGGAUGCUCCUUGCUGGCAUGUAACCGCAAAUGCUCUCUUGCCAGGCUCCUGCAUGGUGGGUUGGGCCAGCUGACAGAUGGCGUUCUAGGCUUGGACGAUUUCACCAAGAGCCACCAGUACCGCGUGUGGCCAGGCUACGACUACGUUGGCUGGAAGAACGACAGCUUCAGCAGCGGUGCCGUUGAGAUGGAGUUCCAGUUCGAUCGGCAAAGGAACUUCACAUCCAUGAAGGUAUGUCUGGAGAUCACUGAGAUUACUGGUCAGUGGAUACAUCCAUCUUUGACGUUGGUGUUGUUAAAUAUGUUUCCAGACAGAAGUUUAGAUCUCAACCAUAAAGUGCUGCUGAGUCGUUUGCUGUUGGCUGCCAGAGCUCAGAACUGAUGGACACUCCAGAAAGUUCGUAUCAGCGGUACCGAAAGGCUUGGCAAUGUGCUAUUUUAGAGAAAUUAACACAAAAACUAAAGGCAACCAGGGGACAAAAGAUAAAGAACUCAUUUGAGAAAACAUAGAAAUAAGAAAAAUGCCUGCUCUCUGCCUCCAAUGUACCCUAACACUAGUGGACCUUUUGAUUAUAUUUUCACCUCAGAACCCUGUAGCCCAUAUACUGUAUAUAUAUGAAAAAAGAAAGAAUUAAGAUAAAUAAUAAAUAAAUAAGGUUACCCGUAUGUAUAGUUAUUGAACUGUCUUAAGCCUGUUCUGUUCUGUUCUGUUCUGUUCUGUUAUGUUGUUAUGUUAUGUUAUGUCUUAUGUUAUGUUAUGUCUUAAGCCUGUUAUAACUCACUUUGCGUCAGAAAAAUUAAUAACUAUGUUUUAAAAAACAAACCUCCAUGAAGGUAGGGCCCUUGGCAGCCAUGUUGCUUGCAUCCUGUAUUGGUAGCCAUUUUAUAACCCUCCCGGUCCACUGAGGGAGAAAAGAGUGCUUGAACGUGGCCACUGCUGUUUCCAACUCUAGGUCCAUUGCAACAACAUGUUUUCCAAGGGAGUGAAGAUCUUUGAGAGGGUGGAGUGCUUCUUCAAGCCACGGCUGAUCGCUGAGUGGGAGCCAGACCCCGUGGGCGUGGACACCGUCUUGGACGACAAGAACCCCAGCGCACGAUUUGUGACCGUCCCCCUCAGUCAGCGUGUGGGGAAAGCCAUACUUUGCCACUUCUACUUUGCUGACACUUGGAUGAUGAUCAGUGAAAUUUCCUUCCAAUCAGGUGAGCAGCCUUGGGAAUAGCUUCAUUUGCAAGUGCAGAAUAAUAUUUUGCCUGGUAUAUACUGUGUUUCUUCCAGAUGCGCCUCAACAGCAUCAAAUUAUUAAUGAUUAUAUUAUUUAUUGGGUAAAAGAAAAGAUAAAGGACCCCUUGAUGGUUAAGUCCAGUCAAAGGCAAUUAUGGCGUUGUGGCGCUCAUCUCGCUUCAGGCGGAGAGAGCUGGCGUUUGUCCACAGACAGCUUUCUGGGUCAUGUGGCCAGCAUGACUAAACUGUUUCUGGCUCAAUGGAACACCAUGACAGAAACGCCAUUUACCUUCCUGCCGCAGCAGUACCUAUUUAUCUACUUGCACUGGCAUGCUUUCAAACUGCUAGGUUGGUAGGAGCUGGGACAGAGCAACGGGAGCUCACUCUGUCGCAGGGAUUCGAACCACUGACCUUCUGAUUGGCAAGCCCAAGACACCCGCGCCCCUAUUUUAUUAUUUAUUGGGUUUUUGUACCACCCCCGCUCCCACUUUAUCUUUGCAAUAACCCUGUGAGGUUGGUUGGACUGCGGGAUAUAAGAGUGACAGGCUCAAGAGAACAAAGUUUUAAAUAGGUGUAAUUGAAAUAACCCCAUUCUUCCUCUGUCAAUCCCUGCCUUCCCACCCCUCUCCUCCCUCAUCUUUCCUUCUCUUUGUGCCAAACUAUGCACCGGAAACUUCCCAGGCUAGAGACCUGCUGUCUUAUAUGUCAUAAAGCUUCAUUGCUAAGUGGAGGUUAUGAACUUUUGUCUCCCUGGGCCUAUUCUAAUAUGCUGUCCUCUAUACCACACUGGUAUAGGUGGUGUGUGAAGAAUUCAGUUUUCUUAUAAUGUAAACUUUCAUUUAAAGAAGUAUCUAGCCCUUAUGGUUGAAAAUAUGCAUGACCAAAAAAAGGGAGAGGGCUACAGAAGAUGGCCUGAUCUGGAGUGCCAUUAGCCAGUAUGACCAGUCUGAGGCACUAGGGAGAGGAGACCUGUAGUUGUUCAGAUUUUGUUGGACUACAGCUCCAUUCAUCCCUGACUGUUGGCUGUGCAGGCUGCUGGGGCUGCUGGGAAUUGGAGUCCAAUAACAGCUGGAAGGCCCCCCUGUGGAUAAACCCCACAGAAAAUGAGAUCUUGCUGUUCUCCAGCUGAGUGUCUGGAUGGCCAGGUUCUCUCUACCUGGCUCCGCAAUGUGAAAUGGCCAGGCUCUGAGCGACAGACUAAUGUGUUUCUUGCCCACACCCUGUUGUCAUUGCUUCUCCAGCAGAUAUGGAUGCCAGUGACCCCAUUAUGGUCACUCUGGCCUCAAGCACAACCUCAGAGAUACUCCCGUCAGAGGAACUCAACGCAACAGAAGGGACUUGGUGUAAGUAUGAGGCCGAUUGCCAUGUCCAUGGAUCAGAGGCGCCAGAGGACGUUCGGUGGAGCCAGGGGCAGAGCUGAACACUUUGGCUGCACGGUUUCAAUGGCCGGUGGCUCCUCCUUUGCCUCCUCCUGACAGCUCCACUGGCAGGAGGCUGCAUCAACCCUCCUUCCCCUCUGCGGCAAGAGGAGGAGGAGGAGGAGCCAGCUGCUUGAGCUGCAUUGCACCACUCUGUGCUCUGCGCUUGUGGGAUAUUGGGGAGGGGGUGGCCUCUACCUCCAUAAGGGUGCUGAAAAGGGCUCGGACCCCAAGGAGUUGGUGUCCCUGCCAAGGAUUUAGGAACGUCAGCAACUAGGUUGGCAAAGGUCAUUUCCCCAGUUGAAAGCGUCUGGGACUUUUUCAAUUUAAAGGAAUAAAAGCUAUGUAGGCGAGAUUGUUGCUUGUUCUACAACUACUGCUUUCACUGGCUCUUACUUUACUUUUACUCAGCUGCCCUGAGCCCAGUCUUGGCUGGGGAGGGCGGGGUAUAAAUAAAAAUUUAUUAUUACUUUUCUGAUCACACUGCUCAGCAUUUUUGUUGCAAUAUUUUGCUUAACAUUCUAUUGAUUUUUUUUUAACCAUUUGCAUUCUGGCAUGUGCUUUUAUGAUAGCAUUUUGUGCGAUCCACUUAGAGAUUCGAGGUGUCCUUUUUUAUUCUGCGUUCAUGAUUAUCUGUGCAUUCUUUAUAUUGGAACACUUAUACAUUGUACUGAUUUCAUUACCAUUCCCUGGGGCAGACAUCCAGCUUCAUUUUCAAUCAGCACAUGUCCUGUAACUUCCUGCUGAAAUCCUGUAAUUCCCCCCACGUCUAUUGUGUUAUAGCUCAAGAGAGCCCCUCCAGACACCAAUAAUUUAAUAACAUUGGGGAAGCAUUUGGGAACAACUAAUAAAGAGGAAUGAUGUGUUGAUGGUCCAGUAUGGCUGCAGCAGACUUGAGGCAUCCUAAGCAUCAAAAUGCAAGUCACAUAAAUAAAUAACUAUUCAAAGUUUUUUGGGUUUUUUUUGAGUAAUAUUUAUUGAUAAUUUCAGGAUUACAAGAAAAAUAAAAAACAAAAAACAACAACACUACAAUACAAAAAAAAGAAAAGAAAAAUAAAUAAAUAAAGAGAAAAGCACAAAAUAUACGACAAUACAGCAAAAGAAAAUAAAGAAGGAAAAAAAAAAGGAGAAAAAAAACACAAAUCCCAAAUUGCAUAUCCAUAAUUUCCAUUUGCUUGUUUCAUUGACCUCCUCACACCUCCCUUUUUGUAUUCUAGUUUGAUAAUUAUUUCAGCAAAUUCUUUCCAUCUUUCUCAAUUUUUGUUAUAAAUUUAUCUUAACAAUUUAACCUAAUAAUUAACUCAACAAAUCCUUUCCAUCUUUCCCCAUAUUCUGUUAUUCAAAUUAUCUUAAUUUAUUUAACCUUAUCUUACCCCUAUGUACCUUAAGACUUAAAUCUUAGUUUUCAAAUAUACAUAGCUCCUGAUAACAUUUCUGCUAGAGUCGUAUAGUUUCAUUCCCACAUUUUCCUAAUAUUCAUUAAGCUGAUUCUAAAAUACAAAAUUUCCAUUAUAAAUUCUCUUUCAAUCAUCAUCCAGCGUCUCUUCUUCCUGGUCUCGGGUCGUGUCAGUCCUUACUGUCCAUUCCAUCUAGUCCAUCAACCUGGAAGCCUUAUGUCCGAGGCCCUUAAGUCUCUUCCAUGUCCCUUCUGCAAUUCUUCUUCAUCUUGUUUGUGCUUGCCCUUUUCCUUGUCUUUUGUUGGUCUCUGUCUUAGUUUCUUUCCUUUCUCAUUGAGGAGUAGUUCUCUGGGGGAUUCCAACCCAAAAUUAUCUCCAUCACCCUUCAUCCAGCUUGCCCAUUCCCCACAGUCCCACUCCCCACAGUCCUCGAUAUAAUCUAAAAUGUAUUUAAAAUCAAAUUUCAAGAUCUCUCCAAAGCUAGGAAUCUCCUCGUCUCCAGACUCCCCUUGGCCCACUCCAAUUUCAAUCUUCAAUAACAGCGGCUUAUGCUCCUGUAGGGCCUCGGGUCUCUCCAUUUGUACUAUUUGAGGUGCAGCCGCAUCCUCCUCCAUUGUCAUCUGCACUUGCCCAGUCAGUACAAAUUCAUAGGUUGGUUCCUGACUGAUUUCUGUAUCAAUGUUCCCUGUUUGUCCACAGUUAUCAACCACAACAGUCAAAUCCAUUUUCUCAUUCAUCAAGUCCAUCUUCUCAUGCAUAUGUUCCAGCAAAGCAUUUGUCUUGCAUAGAGCUAUUCAAAGUUAGCCCUAAUCCAGAGUAUACCAAUUGAAAAUAAUGGUCGUGGCUAAUUUAUUGCAUUAUACCCUCUUCCCCCUAAACAGCUCUUGGUUAAAAAAAAAAAAGCAAAGUCCUUCUAAAACUGAUUAAAAUAUUCUGGAAAAACUUGCAAACAAAAAUAACAGAAAGCAGUUACAGCUGAAAACAUUCUAAAAGCAAUUCGAAUUAAAACAUAAAAACCUAGAUCCCUUAAUUUCGUUGGGUCUGCUCUGAGUAAGACUAGCAUUCAGCCUAUUUAAUUAUUCUUAUAUCUACUGCUACUGCCUGCCCUUUCAAGGACCACUGUGGAAUCUGCCACAAGUACAAUUAUUUGAUUAGUGGACUGACUGACUGAUUGAUUGACCACCUCCUUGCCAUUGCAGGGACCACCUCGCCACCUGCUGCAACGAGUCCCUGGGUGGCUCCGAAGGCAGAGGACUCCAACACCUCCAGUCUGGUCAGCUGCCUUGUGGCCAUUAUCUUGCUGCUGCUUUUCGUCAUUGUUGCUAUCCUGUGGAGGCAGCACGUCCAGAUGCGGCUGGAGACGGUAUCUUGUGUCCUAUGGUAGAUUGUCUGGCUGCGGGAAAACUUCCUAGCACAGCCUUGUAAAUAAGCCCACAAAUGUUACCAGCCAGAAAACAAGCUUCCUCAACUAUCAGAAUGGGGGACAGAGGGCUCUGUUUCUCCUUCGCCAGCCAGCACACUCACCAGUGUAGAAUUUGUUCUCACCAGUGGUAACCAGGCUAGUGCUUAAAUCCAAGGCUGUCCUAGCAACCCAAGCUCAUCCUCCAGGAAGGAGAGGAGCCAACCCCAAAGAUUGACUGCAUAGGUAUUCAUAGGAACGUAGGAAGAUACCUUAUGCUGAGUCCAGACUAUUGGUCCAUCUAGCUCAAUAAUGCCUACACUCAGUGCUAUUUUUCUAGAAAAAGAAGUUUUGGAACUCAUCAUGAACACCUCCUUGUUCUCUUAUAACGUAAUGGUACCCACCUGAAAGGUGCCUGCCUAGACUAACUGUCAGCAGUUCUCCAGGAUUUCAGACAAGGACCCUAUCCCAGACCUACCUGGAGAUCCCAGGGAUUGAACCUGGGACCUUUUUCAUUCAAAUAGCUGUGACCCUUCAUGCUUGGGGAACUGAGGAAUCACAUGAGCAUCUCCCACACUGAGUGUUCUAGAACUUGGAUCGGGGUGGGGAACUGGAUCACCAUGUAGGGGCAGUUCAGGACAGAUGAAAGGAAUGACUUCUGUUUCCUUCUUUGGAGGCUUUUAAGCAGAGCUUGGAUGGCCAUCUGUCAUGUAUGGUCUAGUUGAGAAUCCUGCAUUGCAGAGGGUUGGGCUAGAUGACCCUUGGGGUCCCUUCCAAUUCUAUGAUUCUGUGCAGGAUUCACUGUCGUAGAGAUGCAGUGUGAGCAUCUGGAUGGCUUUCAAAGGGUGUUAGAUACAAUUAUGGAGGAGGCAAGGAGGUCUCUAGUUUUGAGCAUGAGGAAGUCAACCAGUGAACAUCAUCCACUAGUGAGCAACAAUGGGAAAGGGCUAUUGCAUUCAAGCUCUGCUUUUGUGGGUUUACCAGUGGUGUUUGAUUUGCCACAGUGGGAAACAGGACACCAGGAUGGGUCUUAGUCUGAUUCUUUAGGGCUCUUCUUAUGUUCUCUUCACAACCAAGAGAAUACCAGUCAGUCCUGAGCCAUCAAAGAGCAUUUUUGUGAUGAUAGCUGCUGUGAGCCCGGCCUUGGCUGGGGAGGGCGGGAUACGAAUAAAUUAUUAUUAUUAUUAUUAUUAUUAUUAUUAUUAUUAUUAUUAACCAGUUGACCAAAUAGACUAUUCAGAAAGGCAGACUUUUGGCUGAUAGGCUCACACACUCCUUAAGUACAAGGAUAAGGUAGCAAACAAAAGAGUACAAGGAUACAUGCCCCUUUGCUUCUGAAAUAUCAUCAGGUAUUGACUGUACACUUUCAAGGAUGAUCAUGCAGUCAUGAGGGUUCCUCUCCCAAAAAAGCUCAACAGCUCUGAUCAAUCCUCCCCUCCAAAAAACUCAACAACUUUGGUCAAUCCAAUGGGUAGAUCACUGCCAGUUUUUUAUAGUGGGAGUAGAUCGCAGUCUCCUGGGAGUUGGACAUGCCUGAUGUAGAGGGUUCACCAGCUUUCUCCUCUCUGCCCUUAGGCUCCCCGGCGGAUCCUGGAAGAAGAUGCCACCGUUCGGCUGUCCUUCUACAGCUCCAGAAUUGUCAAUGGCCAGACACAGAUCCACCAGACUAACCCCACCUAUGAGAGGGUCUUCCCACUGGACCUGGAAUAUCACCAGCCCAUCACUCUCCUUCAGAAACUGCCUGAGCUCUCCCAAAGUGCUGAGGACUCAGGUAGGACCACCUGCAGUGGCAGCAAUGCAUUUCAGAGCAGACAGAUUGGGCUGUGUGGACUCUGAACUAUGGCUGGCUCUAGCAAUAGGUAGGGUGAAGCAUAUACUUAUGUGCUCUGCCUCUGGCAGACAAAGAUACCUCCUCCUGUAUGGGGAGGGUUGUCUCUGCCCAUCUCUCCAUUGGCUGGAAGCAAAAUCUUUUAGAGACAACCCCAUCUCCAGUUUCAUUUCCUGACAUCUCCACGGCAGGUCGACUGCCGGGUGCUCUAAGCAAGACUAAAGAAAAGAGGCGGGAACGCCAUCUUGGAAAGGAUUUUGUUCUUUGUUCUUCCUUCCUUCAUUUGUUCCUAGCUCCUCUUUCUGCUCCCUUAUGCUACUCCUACUGAGUUUUCACUCUCUCCCAGCUUCAUAGAUCUCAAUUUUCCUUCCUCCUGGUUUCCAUUUUGUCAGCCUUUUUCGGGCCUACAGCCUUGGAUGUUCUGUGGUGGUGGUGGCAGGAGCCUUGGAAAAGGGCUUGAAGAAGGUGGAAAGGGCUUUUUUCAGGAGCAGAGCAUCCCUGCAUUUCUUGAUGCUUCAGGCAAUCCAGCAUUUGCUGGAGAUCAGCGGGGAUCUGGCCACUACCCUAUUCUCCUUAUGGUCUGAAAGAAAUCAGGCGUAUGGAGGGCCAACCUGGACCUCAAGAGCAGGGGUCAGCAAACUUUUUCAGCAGGGGGCCGGUCCACUGCCCGACAGACCUUGUGGGGGGCUGGAGCAUUUUUUUUUGGGGGGGGGGAAAUGAACGAAUUCCUAUGCCCCACAAAUAACCCAGAGAUGCAUUUUAAAUAAAAGCACACAUUCUACUCAUGUAAAAACACCAGGCAGGCCACACAAAUAACCCAGAGAUGCCUUUUUUGAUUAAAGGGCACAUGCUGGAUUUAGAAGGCGAUUGGGCAGGAUCUAGCCCCCGGGCCUUAGUUUGCCUCCCCAUGCUCAAGAGGGUAUCCGACCCAAAAUAAAUUCAGGGUGGAGACCUUGAAGACCAGUCCAAAGGGUCUCAAGCCUAGGGACCUCAUUGCUUCCCUGUACCGGACCGAGGCCUACCCUCGCAUACUAGUCCACCCAGCCAUCACAGAUUCUGUGUUUUGGAUCAGGGAUUGGCCCUAAAGCCCAGGAAAGUUCUUGAAGGCACUGAUAACUGUAGUGGCCCAUCUAAGGAAGAGGGCAAUUGAUUUCUUCCUGUACGUGGACAAUACAUUGUCCCAGUUAGACUUGCUCCUGCAGGCCGUGAGCGAUGUAGCAGAGACCAUAGACCAGGGUAUCCAGUUGCUUUUGGACUACAACUCCCAUCAUCCCUAGCUACCGGGAGCAAUGGUCAGAGAUGAUGGGGAUUGUAGUCAAAAAACAGCUGAAAUUUGGGAAACCUUGCCCUAAACUGUCUGCAGCAUCACUGUCCAAAGGCGGAGAGCUUUACUAGCUGAAAAGUGAGAUGGAAAUACCCGCAAAUGAAUUUAACAAAACAGACUACCAAACAUGAUGUGGUGGUGGGGGUUUUUUGGUCAAGGGAACUCUCCCCCCCUUUUUUUGUUCUUUUUUCCCCAAAUUUUUUUAUUGGUUUUCCAAGUUUAUAACAGAUAUAACACACAGAAAAGAAAAAAACAUUACAAUAUUGAAAAGAACAAACAAACAUGCAAAACACUUAACUUUUAGAAAUACAAUUUUAUUUCCAUUGUUAAGUGACUUCCUCAAAUCCCCCCAACUGAAUUUCAAUAAAUCUCAUUAUAGCAGUUUUCCAAUAUCCACUUUCUAAUAAAAUUAACUUGUUCAAAUUGCUGUCUUCCUUCCUUUUCAUAAUAUUCUCAAUCCAUAGUAUUACACAAUUCAACAUGCUUUAAUCCUAGGCCAAUUUAGUACUUGCAAGUAUUUCAACUUAUGUUAUAUUAUGAUAUCUAGCUAAAUAUUCCUUAAAUUUCUUCCAGUCUUCUUGAUGUUCCUCUUUCUGAUCGCGGAUUCUUCCAGUAAGGUCGGCCAGCUCCAAAAAGUCCAACGUCUUCAUCUGCCAACCCCCCUUUUUGUUGUUCUAGCAUGUAGCGGUGACUAUGCCGAGCCAGACAUCACCAAGUGCACCCCUCACCAGGGAUUCCAGAACAACGUCCCCCACUAUGCAGAGACAGACAUUGUUAGCCUGCAGGGCGUCACGGGAAACAACACAUACGCCGUGCCAGCCAUCACAGUGGACUCGUUGACCAAGAAGGACAUCACGGUGGCUGAGUUCCCAAGGCAGCAGCUGCGGCUCAAGGAAAAGCUGGGAGAAGGGCAGUUUGGGGAGGUGUGUGUUUAUUCCUUUUUCCAGAUAUACUUCAAACCAGGUAUGAGAAAAGCUGGCACCAUUUGGCUUGAGGGUUGCCAGUUGACAAGGCUGUGCAAGCUGCAUUUCCCCAAAGAGCAGAAAAAGAACCCUGAGGAUUAUAGCCUGCUCAGAGAUCAUUAUUCUUGCAAAUGCCAGCUCUUCUUGAAAGAAGGCAGCUUUCUAGUCAUCAAAAGGGUGAGAGAGAAAUCCUCGCAGCCAGACAGAAGGGUAGCUGAAUCUCACGCCCAAUGGUUGGGGUGAAGCUGUGAUCCCUGUCCCUAACUCCUUAUCACUAGCAGAAUAACCACCGGGGGGGUGGGGCAGGGAGCAAAUCUGCUCUAUUCACAUAAUUUAUUCAUGUCUCAGAGUCCAGAUUUUCUUGGUGCAGAAUUUGGGUUGCAUGUGUGCCGAAUUAGUGCAGAGUACAUGAAGGUUGUCAGAGAAUUCCCCUGGAAACAAUAACGGUGAAUAGAAUUUGCCACAUUGCACAUAUUCGUCUGAGGUCAGGAACAGAAAUCACUCAAGGGGACACAAGCAAUAUCCACAAUCAUCGUUGUUUUUUAAUCCACAAACACUACAGAAAUAAUUGCAUUACUUUCUGCAUUGUUUUUGAUGCCCCUCUUUCACUGAAAUGCAUUGAAAUUAAUUACGCUCAUUUUAACCUUUGCAAAUUGCAUGACAAGUAACAUAGGAUUUAGCAGAAGCUGAACCGUAGUGGAACAGAAACAGUGCUGACAGCGACAAACUCUGGAAAUCUCUGCCUCCUUAUAUCCGUAGAGCACACACAUUGGAGCAGUAGUGAUUAAGGAACAGGGUCUGGAAAAAUAGCCGACAGAACAACUGUGAACAACUACUGGACUCUUUUGCACCCUGGACCCUCCUAGCUAGAUUUAGCCUUUGCCAUUAUCUCCAAAUAAUCUAAGAAUUAUUCUUCAGGUAGAUUCCAAGAGAGUUAAUUAGCGACCUGCUCUAAUAUGCACCUAACAUGCUUGUGGGUAAAAUGGACGGUAUGGAUAGGGCAUUGAGAGGAGUCUACUUCUCUCCAUCUCUGCUUGACAAUUACGGUACUCUAAAAUUGGUUUUGUCCUUUCCCACGAAGGUCCACCUGUGUGAAGCUGAUGGUCUCCUGGAAUUCUUGGGUCGUGCUUCCUCAGAAGCCUCCAGCCAGGCAGUUCUGGUAGCUGUAAAGAUGCUGAGAGCCAAUGUCACCAAGACAGCCAGGUGAGCACAAGCUGUGGUGCCAAUUCCAGAGAGAGUCUGCUCUCAUGAGGGAUGGGGGUUUGGGAGAAAUCCAUUCACUUGUUAUUGCUGCUGCAAGUUCCAAAGAUCUCAGAAGCCUGCUCUGCAGUAACUCUGAGCAGUGGUUUUAGUGUGGCUGCCCCUAUUCUGUGGGAACGUAAUUCCUGUUGAGAAACAACAGGGACCCACCAACUGCACUUUCCAGAAACAAUUGAAUAUAUAUGUAUUUAAAAUUAUUCAAACAAAGAGAAAACCCUAAGCCUAAAAGCAAUAAUAAAAGCAAUCAUAAAAGCAGGAAGAAUAAAUUACAGGGUAAUAAAAUAAAAAUCAUGGAAAGCAUUAAAAAGAAUGAGUGGUGUAAAAGAGACCCCAUAGUUCAUAUUUGUACCAAACAUAUUAAAUAAUCAUGAAUGUUACCAAAUAAGCUCAUAUUUUAUUUGUUUGUUUAUUUAUUGGACUUAUAUGCGGCCCUUCAUAAGAUUUCAGGGUGGUCCACAGGAUAAGAAAGCAAGGUAAAAGCACAAAUAAAUAGUUAAAACGAAAACAACAAAAACAAUAACUCCCACAAACACAUUAAAAAGGCUGUAGAACAUUAAUCAGCCAAAGGUCUAAAGAGGAAUGUUUACCCCUGGUGCCUAAAGAUGUAUAAUGAAGGCACCAGAUGAACCUCCCUGGGGAGAGCAUUCCACAAAUAGGGAGCCACUGCCGAAAAGGCCCGUUCUUGGAUUGCCUCCCUCUGGACUGCUUUUGGAGGAUGCACAAGAAGAAGCACCUCAGAUGAUGAACACAGAGCCUGGGUUGGUUUAUAUGGGGAAAGGUGGUCCUUUCAGCUGAGCAACCUGCUCCCACCCACCACCCACCUCCGAAAAUAAGAUAUAUUUGUUCUGACAGACUUUCCCAGAUUGAAAAACUAGUCUUUGUCAUUAGUAUCUAUCUUUUGUUUCAUAAAAAUUUAUACACCUCUUGAAUGUAAAAAAGCUCAAAGCAAAGUGGUUUACGAAAAAUUCCAAAGCUGUUUACAUUUUGUGUGGUUUUAGUUUUGUUUCAAAUGUACUUACUUUUGUGUGUAUUUUUAGCUGUUGUUUGCAGUUUUUGUUAAACAUUGCCUUGAGACAAUUGUACAGGUGACAAUUAGUAUGUUGAGCAGUCUCUUGAUUGGCUAAAACACAUUGAUAAAUUGACUUAAGAUGUCUUUCAUCAGGUGACUGGCUUACUCUCUUUACGUGUCCUUUCCUUGUUCCAAGGAACGAUUUCCUGAAGGAGAUCAAGAUCAUGUCCCGGCUGAAGGACCCAAACAUCAUCCGCCUGCUGGGUGUGUGCGUGAGGGACGAUCCGCUGUGCAUGAUCACCGAGUACAUGGAGAACGGGGAUCUCCACCAGUUCCUGCUGCAACGCCAGAGCAGAAGCACCUUCACACUCUCCAACAACAUUCCCUGUGUUAGGUGAUGGAGCGGAAGGGGCAGUGGGCCGGGGGGAGAGAAGAGCGGGUAGCCCCCCCUUGUGCUGUUCCUGCUGGGCCAGACCAAUGGCCUGACUAGGCCACCAUGCUGCUGCCCACAGUGGCCAAAUUGGCCUUUGGGAAGCCCACAAGCAAGCUAUAAGGGAAAUAGCUACUGGUGUUUUGUGGCAUACUGAUUCCAGAUGUGGAGGCUGCAUAUAGCAAUCAUGGCCAAUAGAGUCAACCCUGCCAUUAGACAGAAUGAAGCCCACUGUAGCCAACAAAAUGCCUGUGGGGAGCCCAGCUACUGGUAUUUAGUGGCAAGUGCACAUCCUUCCCCACCACAUAGUGCUAACUGUGGAGGUGGAGGCUGGAUGUAGCCCUCGUGGCUACAGAUAGGAGAGAAAUUCAAUUCCGUUCACAUUUCAAGGUAAGCCUGCAAAAUGCUCACUCUAAAACAAUGCAGGAACUGAAACACAGCCAACUUUGGGGAGAUUUGAGUUCCUCCAGAUUUUGCAGUGCAACCCCCCAGCCAACUGAUGGGUACAAAAAUGCAUUUUACCCAAGUGUGCAGAUAAAUGCAUGUAUUACUUAAAAUAUCAUACAUGGAAUUUCAUAAUAAUAAUAAUAAUAAUAAUAAUAAUAAUAAUAAUAUAUUUCUUAUACCUUGCCUAGCCACUCUGGGCAGCUUUCAACAAAAAUACAGAGUGUAUGGGGCAAAAUUGCAUACCAAAAAUCAUGCAUAUAAAAUCAUGCAAAUAAUUUUCACAAGGAAUAUAUAUAUACAGUAUUCCACACCUAUAUUUGUAGGUGUGGAGAACUGAAUUUAUGAUGAGAAAAGAGAGAAACUGAAAUCGACAGAUUUGCCCUUCUUGACCUGCAGAUAUGGCAGAGGUUUGGUGGGAUUCUAAAAUAUCUUCCCUUGAUUAUCUCGCCUUUCUCUUCAUUUCUCAGUUGCCUCCACCUCCUGCUCAUGGCUACCCAAAUUGCCUCUGGCAUGAAGUACUUGGCCUCCCUGAACUUUGUGCACCGGGACUUGGCCACACGCAACUGCUUGGUUGGGAACAAUUACACCAUUAAGAUUGCCGAUUUCGGCAUGAGCAGGAACCUGUACAGUGGCGACUACUACCGGAUCCAGGGCCGGGCUGUGCUGCCAAUCCGCUGGAUGGCCUGGGAAAGCAUCCUGCUGGUAAGAGGCACAAUAUCUCUCUGCUGUUGUUGCAAAUGUAUUUAAGACAGGAUUGGGAGUGAAGCCAAGAUGGCGACGGCUUGGCAGGCAGGCUUCGGAGCUCCGCAGAUAACAGGACUGUAGUCGGGGUUGACUGCCACCCAGAGAAGUAGUUUUUCCUUUUUUACUUCUCUACUUUUUAACUUACUGAGAUUCUGGCAGCACCUUCUUGUCUAUGCUGUGGGAGACAUCCUGGGCAAGUUCUGUGAAGCAUCCUGGGCAGGCCGCCAGCUGCUAGCUAUUAACCGCCAACUCCCUUCUAUACCUUGUUCCUGAAACUCCUGGCAGCCUCCACACAGAGAAGCUCUUAAAUUGAACAAACUGAGCACUUUCUAUUCUUUUCUCUCUUUUUUGUUUUUGUUUUGUUUUUUGUUUACUCCCCACGGUGACGCUAUGCCUGCUAGUAAACGCCACAGGGACCCAGAGGAUGUAGCUCUCUCACCGGUUCCCAAACAAUCUAAAAUAGAGGACUUUUUUAACAAAUCUGCUUUUACAGUUCCAACAAAAAACCGGUUUUCUCCUCUUGAAGAUGAUUGUGAGUGUGGGGAGAGUAUUCAAGGUGAGAGCGUGGAACUGGAUCCAGCAAUGGGGCAAGCUGAUCCUGUGCUCCUCAGAGAGGAAGGAAUAACAAGUAGGGAGAGCACCCACUUAACUCUAAUUGCAAGAACGGUUGAGCAUAUCUUCCAGCAAAUUAGAGGUAUUGCCUCUCAAAUAACCCAGUUAUCCAAAGAGGUCCACAGUUUAUCAGUUCAUAACAAGCAGGCAUCAACAGAACACCAUCGUACCAAAGGAAAUUGGCGACAACAAGAGCAGACCCCUAAGCUCAACAUAGAACGUGCAGAGGCUCUUAAAACAAACUCUUAUUUAAUCUUCCAACCAAAAAAGAUCUGCAUGACAAUUUGUGGAAGGCCAAAUCAAACUCCUAGCUGGAAAGGUGCCCAGCGUUCCAAACGACAUUUAUCAGACUUACUUGGCAUGGGACUUACAGAGAUCGACCUCGUUAAGACUGAACUCUUGAGCACCACAAAUCAAAGCCAAAAAAUUAUGUUAACUUUUUCCUCUACUAGACUGCCCUCACUGAUUCACAAGCUGAAAUUCAGAUUGUCAAGCAGAGGAGUUUUUCCAACCCGGGUAUUUUGCAAUUCCAUUGUUGCACCCUUAUGUAAGAUGAGGACUGCUGCUUCAGAGGGGCUCACAAAACCAAAGCCUGGACCCCCAAUGGAAGUAAUAACAUCACAAAAAAACUUGGCAGGUGGGGAGGAAACAAACAUUCCUGAGUUGAAUCCGCAGGAUCAUGCCCAACAUCAAAAUAACCAGGUGAGCCAAAAGGAACAGCCGAUUCCUCUAGACAAUCAUCUUGAGGAAUCUGAGCACUCUGUAAAUCCUUUGGAAGAGGAUUUUCUCAGCUCCUUUAGGAAUCUCCCUCAGGAAGAGCAACAAACAGUUAUCAAGAGGCUUGAUCUUAUGAGCCAGACAUUGAAAGAGAUUCAAGAACCGGAGGCAGAGAUUGAUAAUAGAUCCAAUGGCCACAACAGAAUGAUAACUAUAGAACUACCGGAGUAUUGGACAAAGAUGAGAUAUUUAGAAGAGGAGGAGUCAGGAAAUACACCCAAGAAAUCCCCAUUGGCAAACAAUUUGCAAAGAAAAGGCCCAGUGAUUACAAAUGUGAGCACUUUAUGUACGACGACUGAAAUAAUCGAACAUCUGGAUUAUUCCACUAGCAUUAGCAAUAACCUGUUGCCUCAAAAACUGGUAAACUCCGAGAGCACAUCGGCCAACAAUUGACUAAGAGUAAAUCAUUGUAAAACAGUUAAACUCCUCUCAUGGAAUGUAACAGGGUGGACGAACAAGAUCCAAGACAGUGAUUUCUGUUCUUAUCUACAAACACAUGAUAUCAUCUUUCUUCAAGAAACCUGGGCAAAAGAGGGCACUAUGGUUGAAUUACAGGGUUUUACAAGUUACACUCAACCAGCUCUUAAAACUGUAAAGUAUGGAAGGCCUAGUGGGGGGCUGGCGGUGCUGGUGUCAACCUCUCUUAAUGUAUCAAUUCAACAGUGUCCCUCGUUGUCCACCCGUAAUUUUUUAGUGUUGUCCCUUUCUGAUAGUCUCCUGAAAAAUACUUAUUGCAUAUGUGUGUAUAUACCUCCAGUAAAGUCUUGUGGGGAACUGAGAUCAUAUUGGGAUAAACUUGAUCAACUACUCGAAAGUAUAGACUCUCUGUCACCUAACCCUCGGUUUAUCUUGGGAGGUGACUUCAAUGCCCGGAUCGGCCUUGUUUCCCCACAAAAUACAAUAAUAUCUGGUCUAAACUUGGAGGACGAACCUGAAAUCUGUCAGAGGGCAGCAAUGGACACCACCCCUAAUCGCGCUGGGAAACAUCUUUGUGAACUUAUAAUAAAGCAUAACCUUUUGUUAUGCAAUGGGCAUGGUCAAGGGGAUCAAGAGGGUUAUUUUACUUUUAUCUCCCCCAGAGGAUUUACUAGCACCAUAGAUUAUAUCCUAACAUCUAAUAAUGUGCCAGUUAACCGAGAUACCUUCAGGAUAAUUCCCAGAGCUGAAAGUGACCACUUUCCACUUGAGUUAUCUCUCUCUCUCUUAAGACAGGAUUGGGGAGGAGCUUCAGGCAUAGGGGGUGAACAUGGCCCUCCAAGCCUCUCUGUCUGGCCCUUGGAAUUCUCCCCUGCCCACACCCUUUAUCAGCCCUGCUUUGAAGGUUUUCGCCUCAUGUCUGCUGCCCUAUGAACUUAACUUCGUUAUAUACGACUGCAACUGUUUUGCUCCCUCAGAGGAUCCUGGGAUUUGUAGUGUAGUUGAGAAUUAUCUAUUGGAGAUCACUAGCGGGGGGCCCCACCCGAACAACAAUUCCCUGGCAGUCCUAGGGAGAGGUAAUGGCUGCUAAACUGCAUCUAAAUCUCUUGAUUAGAUGCAUCAAAUCUGCAGCAGGGAGGUCUUGAGGAAAGCUAGUGACUGAUGGGGGAUCUGCACACUAAUGCUAUUUAUGGUGUGACUUUGUUGCCUAGGUUCAGGGUUUGUGGCAAUGACAACUCCCAACCAAGGGCCAAAAGUAGCUCAGUCUUGAUAUAGGCUGUGCACACACCAUAGAUGUAAAGCACAUUUUCCCUCCAGAAGAAUCCUAGGAACUAUAUUUUGUUAAGGGUGCUGAGAACUGUAGCUCUGUGAGGGGUAAACUACAGUUCCCAGGAUUCUUAGUGGUGGGGAGGGAUGUGCACAUUGCCAUGGUCUUCUGACACUGUGGCCUUCUUCUCUUUCCUCAUAGGGCAAGUUCACCACGGCCAGCGACGUCUGGGCUUUUGGUGUGACAUUAUGGGAGAUGUUCACACUGUGCAAGGAGCAGCCUUACAGCUGGCUCUCUGAUGAGCAGGUCAUUGAGAACACGGGGGAGUUCUUCCGAGACCAAGGCCGACAGGUACCCAAAACAGAUGUUCUGCAUGGUGGGAACCUGCGCAUCCUUUUGAUGCUGGUGCUUUACAUGCUGGGCUGAAGAGGGUGGGAAGCUGGUUUCUUCUCCUCUUGUAUGUGCUGCUGGUGGUGUGUGAGCCUUGCUUGGUACUUUCUUCUCUCACUUCCUCAGUUUUUAAUCACAUCCAAGAGCUAUUCCCUGGAGGAAUGGCUCUGAGAUCAGAGGGGGGAAAUCAGUGUCUCCUCUUCUCCUGUGUGCCACCUCUUUCUCUUCUUUUAUUGGCUUCUGAUCCACUCUGGAGGAUGGGCUCCAAAGCCAGAGGUUGGGUUGCUUAAGAGGCGAGGAAAUCAUUAUUUCCUCUUCCUGUGUGUGAUGCUGUGAGUGGUUCUGGCUACUAUUACCUCUUCCUGUUACUUCAGAAUCACAGCCAGCUGCUGCUCACUGGACAAAGAGCUCCAAGCCAAAGCCUAUGAGUUCUACAUUUAUUUAUGUAGGAUGGAGAUAUAUAUACAAAUUUAAACCAGUAAAACAUUAACAGUCCAUUAAAGAGUAACUAGAUGGGUAGCAUCUUCAGCUCAGCCCAGAAAUCUGUGGUUCCAAAAUCCCUCGCCACCCUCACUCUUCUUUUCCUGCUCACACAGGUCUAUCUGACUCAGCCGCCCCUGUGCCCCAAUCCUCUGUUCUCCUUGAUGAUGAAAUGCUGGAGCCGUGACAUCAAAGAUCGCCCAGCAUUUGAGGCCAUCCACCUGUUUCUGGUGGAGCAAAUGGACGGUAGCAUUUGACCCGAGGGACACAGUCGAGAUACCCACCUGCCUCUUCUUGGCCUAAAACAUCCUAGCAUUUUGGUUGUGCUCCCUUGCCACAUUGUUUGAAACCUGGUGGAUUUCAACAGACAACUGAGGCGACAGCUGGGGUGGUUAUCUCUUGGGAUUCCUUUGGAACUGGGUGUGACGUGCCCUUUCUGCUGCGUAUUGUACCACAGAGUUUGCAUGGGCGUUUGCCAUGACCAAAGAAAUACAGUCGCACUUGAGGGGGCUUCACUGCCUUAGUAAAAAUCCACUUCCUGGGACCUCUGCUCCAAGGAGGCAGCCAUGGCAGCUGCUGCCUCCCUCAGCCAUGGCCAAGAGACUCUCUGGGCUGAGGAAACAUCUUCUCAUGGGCCUUCCUUCCUGGAGAGGGUAUUUGUAUCAGCCCAUUCUCCUCUUCUCACAAAAGUGGCAAAAAACACUCUCUUUGAAGACUAUAAGAAGAGUCCUGUUGGUUGGCCAGGCCAGUGGCCCAUUAAUCCAGUAUCCUCACAACGGCCAACCAGAUGCCCCAGUGGGAAGCGUGGUGGAAGCGGGACCUGAGCACAACAGCGCUUUCUGCACUCGUGAUUCCCAGCAACUGCUAUAUUCAAAACACAGUUGGGGUUUAUUCCACCUGUCAGGAAAGCUCAGUUCUUCAGGGGUGUGUUCACUCUUCCUGGAAGUCAUGUUGGUGUGUUGUUCUCCCUGAAGGAAUCCUACAAGGAACAGGAGGGCAGCCAUUUGUGACCAGAACAAUAGCAAAGAGUUGCACAGCUUCAUUUUCAGGGGUUUGAGGGAGGUUGUUGUGACUGCAUGUUCGCAGGGAGGGUGUACGUGUGUGAAUUCUUACACACUGGAUUUUUAAAAUUGUUUUUAAAAGGGGCGAAAGAAUGUUAAUGGUCAAAGGAAGGUCACUGAGGGCUCUCUGGUAAAUAGAGGUCUUUUUUGUGGUGGAGGAUCUUUUAGGGGGAAAUAGUGGACACUGUUACUACUGUCAUGAUGAUGCUGAUGCCUUGUGUGCUAAUGAACUUGUUGCCAAAAUGGACUGACAUAGAUAUCUGGUUGCAUCCACACCAUACAACUGAAGCACAUUUAAAUCACUUGACUUCCUUUGAAUGAAUCCUGGGAAUUGUAGUUUAGCCCUUACAGGGCUGCCAUUCCUUGACCAACUGCAGUUCCCAGGAUUAUUUGGGGGGAAGUCAUGUGCUUUAAAUGUGUUUUAAAUGUAUGCUGUAAAUAAACCUCCCUCUGUCUCCAGAUACCACUUUAUUAAGGCACCAAAAGGGAAUUAAAAGUGAAACCUGGGGCUUAAUCAUGGGGGCAGGGGAGACAACUAAUCUCCAACGGAAGGGGGUUGUGUAACCUCUCACUUUUUGGGGUGGGUGAGAGUGUUAGGGGCACCAAAUGGUUUGCAAUCCAAAAAGAAAGGGGUGGGUGGGGGUUGAAGAAGCAACUUUCGAAAAGCCCUCACCCCCUAGGAAAAGAUUAUUAUUAUGAACUGCAGCAGUAUAUUCAGGGAGCCAGAAAUUUGGGGAUAACUGGAAUUCAGAUAACCUGAGCAUCAGAUAUAUAAUUGACUGUAGCAUUGUUAAGUAGCAAAGAGGUUUUUGGAAAUGACUGCAGUCUGGGUUGUUGAUGGCAUAUUAUAAGCACAGGCAACCUCCCAUUUAUGCGAGGGUUACGUUCCGAGGCACUGUGUGCAUCCGUGAAAUCGCUUAUAAUUGAAACACCACUGAAAAAGCCUGCAAAUGCCCCAUUCCGCCCCUUUUUGUGACUUCUUAGGCUACUUCCGGGUUUGGGCCGAUGCACAUAUGUGCGGUCAUGCACAUAUUGAAUGCAAGUAAAUGGGUUUGCCCAUUGUGAUCCUUUCUGGAACUCACACAAUAGCCAACCAGAUUUGACUAUGGGAACCUGUCCUUCCUAAGCAGCAGUGGCUUAUCUUCAUUGCUCUUGGUGGCCCCUCCUGCCCUAUAACACCACCCUCCAGCUCCACCCUGUCCUAAAUCUUAGAACAACAAAGAGUCUUUAUAUGGCAUAAGCUUUUGUGGACUAGAGCUCGCGUCAUCCAGUGCUUGAAAUAUUGGACAAAAGGAUCUUUAGCACAUUAUAUGUGCUUGCCAAUGCCAGGAUUUCUGUGUUGUCAAGAACUGUUUAGUGAAUUGCUACUGUUAAGAACAUGAUUAUCACUGUCUGUACUUUUUCAUUUCCCUCCGACCUCACUUUUUACAACCCCCACACCUCUCAAACUGUGUGGGAAAUAUGCUUAAAACUCAGGAUGACACCUUCAUGCAACUGAUGAACUUGUGGUCUGUAGUCUACAAAGGCUUAUGCUUAUGUUAGUCUUUAAAGUGCCACAAGAUUCUUUGCUGUUUUUGCAUCUGCUCCUCUGGACAUGGCUCUCAGAGCCUCUGAAGCAAUUUCAGUGCUUCUCAGGCUUGGCUUUUUAUCUUGGUGUGUUAAACUGGAGACCAAAUAUUUUUGUCUCAUCAUUCUGAAUGUGAAAUUUCAGCCAAUUUUUUCUCAUUUCACUCCUAUGUGUGAUGUUGUUCCUCCCCAUCUUUUAGCUCCCCCUACUGCUAAAACUCGGGCUUUCAGCCGUUCUCAAGCGUCUCACCUCCCUAGAUUCCUCCCCAGCACUACACAGCUGCUUUUCUCCCUAACUCUGGUGUGAAGUUCCCCUCUGCACCAGAAAACCUCCAAACCACUUUCCUAGCAGCAAGUGUAUUGAUUUUCAACAUUCCAUGACUGAGCCUUCCCCUCUGAAGUUAGAAAUGUUAGCAAACAUUCCAUGGCAUGCUAUGGGUGCCCGUGCCAUCACCCGCUUGAUGUUAAGUGAGAUGUUCACAUGGAAAAUUCACUAGUUGUGCCACUCCCCUUCCCAAUGUGGUAUUAUUAUUGUCCUCUGUGCUUCCCGCUCCCUACAGCGGUUGUCACAACAGCCAUAUGAAGUAGCCAUAUGAAUUUCCAUUUUAUAGGGAGGAUUUUUAAUGGCUUUCCUACAGUCAGAAUGACAACCAUCUGGUUUCUAGUCAUUGGAUCCCGCUGGACUUGUUUUACCAUGUAAAAUACUAGUUUGGGUCAGAAGUCCUGUUUUUUUACCCCAGCUGUCAUGGAAAUGACAAAACUAACAGCUAUAAAGGAACUACCUUAUACUAGGCCUGACCACAGGGCUCUCUCUAGCCUGGGGACAGGGGAGGGAUGCCCUCCAGAAGCUGCUGGACUAUAACACCCAUCAUCCCUCAUUUUUAGCUAUGCCGGCUGAUGCAAGUUCAAGUCCAAUAACAUAUGGAUGACAAUAGGUUCCCCAUCCCUGCUCUAGCCUAGUAUGCCUACAGUGGCUGUGCAGUGGUGUUAAGGAAAUCUUUCCCAGCACUGAGAACUGGAGAUGUGACGGAUUGAACAUGAAGCCUUAGAGACUCCAACCAGGUGCUCUUCCACCAAAAAUGUAUGGCAAAGGAGCUUUGGCACUGGAGAGAACUUUGCCAUACAUUUUGGGGGUAUCACCACUGGCUAUCUUAAAUCCCUGGCCAUGUGAGAAACAGGUAGGGUCCCCUUUCUCCUCUGCCUUGAACAGCGGCUUGUUCUGCUGUGACAUGCAUAGGAGAUGGUAAGGGAAGCCUAACUGGCUGAUUUCUCCAGGGAUGGGGAACGUCUGGUCCUCCAGGUGUUGCUGGACUACAACAUCCAUUGUUCCUGACCACUGGUUGUGCUGUCUAAGGGCUGAUGGGUGUUGCAGUGCAACAUCUGGAAGGUCAUCUGUUCUACAACUGUAGGCUGUAGGAAGAGGCCAGGAUGUUCUUGCUUUUGAUCCUAUGGUCCUCUGGCCAUUUUAGGAGUCAGUUGCUAGGUUAAAUGUUGCAAAUGACCCAGCAAAUGACCAAGGCAGGGUGCAGCCAGGCCUUUCUAGUGCACAACCCAGCGACAGAAGAUAGGAAUGAAGGAUUUUGUUGAGAGAGCACCUUUUGCCUCAUCUUUUGAGGGCAGCCUGAAUUGGGACACCUUCUUCCCGUGUUACUUGAAGUUCGAAACUGUGGAUAUAUCAGCCAUUUUGUCCCAGAGCACAUAUAGUUCCCUCAAACAAGGCCUCUCUCUCUCUCCCCACUGCUGCCUUAUUUUUUGCUAACCAAGCUCAGAUUUAUGUUGUUUGUUUCGGCUGUUGUAUGACUGUGUACAUAUUGUAUUUAGAAAUGGCAUUCAGAUGUGUACAUAAUAUAAUAUAUAUGAAUUUAACCAGCAUCUCCUUUGCAAUCACACACCUUUGCCAUGGAGGCUUGUUUUUGUCUUGUUUGUUUCAUUUUGUUUUUUUACAUUGACAAAUGACCAAUAAAUUCUGUUGGUUUCUUUUCUC
Podarcis lilfordi (Lilford's wall lizard) is the source of this 36032-nucleotide messenger RNA. NCBI's taxonomy places the organism in Eukaryota, Metazoa, Chordata, Lepidosauria, Squamata, Lacertidae. The record is from the annotation of a GenBank genome assembly.